Molecule: messenger RNA, 3172 nt
Organism: Spinacia oleracea (spinach)
Lineage: Eukaryota; Viridiplantae; Streptophyta; Magnoliopsida; Caryophyllales; Amaranthaceae
Product: DNA topoisomerase 3-alpha
Exons: 24
Coding region: 132-2957 (941 amino acids)
Biological process (GO): DNA topological change; DNA repair; DNA recombination
Cellular component (GO): RecQ family helicase-topoisomerase III complex; chromosome; nucleus
Molecular function (GO): zinc ion binding; DNA binding; DNA topoisomerase type I (single strand cut, ATP-independent) activity
Source: RefSeq, a predicted model, not a curated record
AGGCAAAAGGCAAAAGGCAAAAGGCGGGAAAAUCAAAGAGAGCUCCUUAAACAAAACACUCCAUUAAAAAUCCAAAAUCACUUCUAUUUUCUCUCUCCUACAAAACCCUAAACCGGACUCCGGCAACUCUAAUGGCCGGAAACCGCCAAAUCAGGGCGCUAAACGUAGCAGAAAAGCCGUCAGUGGCAAAAGCCGUUUCCGGAAUUUUGUCGAGGAAUCAAGCUAGGGUAAGAGAAGGAAGGUCUAGAUACAACAAAAUCUUCGAGUUCGACUACACAAUUCGAGGUCAGCCUAUUCACAUGCUCUUCACUUCCGUCACCGGACAUCUAAUGGAGCUCGAGUUCGACGACCGGUAUCGAAAAUGGCACUCUUGUGAUCCUAGUGAACUCUACCAAGCUCCCGUUCGGAAAACUGUUCCUCAGGACAAGCUGGACAUCAAGAGAACACUGCAGCAAGAAGCUAGAAGCUGCCAGUGGCUCAUACUGUGGCUCGAUUGUGAUAGAGAAGGAGAAAACAUUGCAUAUGAGGUAAUAGAGGUCUGCACAGAAGCUAACCGCAAUAUGAACACAUGGAGGGCUCGCUUUUCUGCGCUGAUUGACAGGGAUAUCCACGAAGCAGUACAGAACCUUGAUCGACCUAAUCAAUCGUUUUCCGAGGCUGUAGAUGCAAGGCAGGAGAUAGAUCUACGUAUUGGAGCUUCUUUUACUAGGUUUCAGACAAUGCUUCUUAAAGAUGCUUUCCACUUCGAUUUUGCUACCGAGGACAGAAAUCUUAUUCUAAGUUAUGGUCCAUGUCAGUUUCCAACACUGGGAUUUAUUGUGGAAAGGUAUUGGGAAAUACAAGCGCAUGAGCCGGAGGAGUUUUGGACUAUCAAUUGUUCUCACAACUCAGAGGAAGGAACUGCUAAUUUCAGUUGGAUGCGUGGUCAUAUGUUUGACUAUACUUGUGCAGUCACCAUCUACGAGAUGUGUGUUGAGGAACCGACAGCUACUGUUACAAUGGUUAGACAACAGGAAAAACUCAAGUAUCCGCCUUACCCAUUAAGUACAAUUGAGCUGGAAAAGCGUGCUUCACGAUACUUCAGAUUGAGUUCAGAGCACACCAUGAAGGUGGCAGAAGAGCUAUACCAAUCUGGUUUUAUUAGUUAUCCUCGAACUGAGACUGACUCUUUCUCGGCUAGGACUGAUCUGCGUGCAAUUGCGCAAGAACAACAAGCACAUCCAGUAUGGGGUCCCUAUGCACAGCGAUUAAUGGAUCCUGAAGCAGAUCUUUGGAGAAAUCCAGGUAAUGGGGGCCAUGAUGACAAAGCUCAUCCACCCAUUCAUCCAACAAAGUUUUCUGCUGGAGAGUCUGGAUGGAGCCAGGACCACCAUAAAGUAUACGAGCUGGUUGUUCGCCAUUUCCUGGCGUGUGUCUCACAGCCAGCUGUGAGCGCUGAAACUACGGUAGAAAUUGAUAUUGCUGGUGAAUUGUUUUCUGCAUGUGGAAGAGUGAUACUUGCUAAGAAUUAUUUGGAUGUCUACCGUUUUGAUACUUGGGGAGGAUCUUUUAUUCCAACUUAUAUGUUAGGACAACAGUUUGCUCCAACUACAUUGACUUUAGACUCGGGAGUGACCAGACCACCGCCACUCUUAAGUGAAGCUGAUUUGCUGAGUUGCAUGGACAAAGCAGGAAUCGGUACUGAUGCAACCAUGCAUGACCACAUCAAGAAGCUGUUAGAUCGUUUCUAUGCUACGAAAGAUGCAAAUACUCGUUUUUCACCAACUAAUCUUGGCGAAUCUUUGGUUAUGGGAUAUGAUGACAUGGGUUAUGAGCUCUGGAAACCUUAUCUCAGAUCCAAGAUGGAGGAUGAUAUGAAGGCUGUUAGCUUAGGGACCAAGAGAAAAGCUGAUAUUCUGGCUUCUUGUUUGCAGGAAAUGAAAGCUUGCUUUUUAGAUGCUAGGCUGAACAAAGUUAAACUCUUUGAAGCCAUGGGAAUAUUUUUUGAUAGAACUAAUAGGACUGGUGCAGAGGAGCAGCAAACAAUAGGUGGUGUUGUUCGCCGCUGUGGUCUUUGCCAACAGGCUGAUAUGGUGCUGAGACGCAGACAGGAUGGAAAAUUCAUGGUUGGGUGCUUGGGCUAUCCUCAGUGCAGAAAAGUUGUUUGGCUACCUGGGUCUAUAUCAGAAGCAGCUGUGACCUCUAAUACAUGCAACGUGUGCUCUCCAGGUCCAGUGUUCUUGAUUCAGUUCAAGUUUCGAAGAUUGGAAAUUCCUCCAAAUUAUAGUGUGGACCACUUAGGUUGCAUUGGUGGAUGUGAUGACACACUCAGACAGUUAACAGAGAUAUGUGGAACUGGUCCUCGCAAUCCUCCUGGAACAUCUGCUUCAGUGCGGGGACAAGCUCCAACCACAACUUCGGGAAGACAAGCUCCAACCACAACUUCGGGAAGACAAGCUCCAACCACAACUUCUGGAAGAAAUCCGGCAAGUAAUGUGCAGCGAGGUGUCUGCUCCCACUGUAGACAGACAGGACAUAGUUCAAAUGGCUGCCCUUCUCAAGUUUCAACAUCUGGGCGUGCUAGGUCUCGAGCAACAAAUCACACAAACGGUGGGUCAUCAGUACCAUGCAAUUCGUGUGGAGAACCUUGCGAAUUGCGAACAGCAAAUACUGCAAACAAUAGGGGCAGACAAUUUUAUUCAUGUCAAUCUCAGGAGUGCAGAUUUUUUGUAUGGGAGGAUACGAUUAAUGAUGGCGGUGUAGGACAGAAUGCUUCGCAUACCAAUGCAAGAGGCUCAAAUGCUACAUCUGGAAGACGGGGUGGCCGAGGCAGGGGUCGCCGUGGUGGUGGUGGUGGUGGCCGUGGAAAUGAUACGACUUUUGUUUCAGCAACAGGUGAACCUGUAUCCGGAAGAAGAUGCUUUAGCUGUGGUGAUCCAUCUCAUUUUGCAAAUGCUUGCCCAAACCGUGGCAUGUAGAUUUUGUGCUCUAUCCAAAUUUACUUACAAAUUUGUAAUUCGAAAUUAUAAUAUUAUGGACAUUCCAAAACUGUUUUCAUUAUAUAAUCCUGUAUUCCUGUUGAAUGUUUAGCUCAUAGUCCUGUAUUUAUGUUGCCUUGUUUGCAACUUGCGAGAUUAAAGAAAAAGUGGGAGGCAGAUUGCUGCUCAGAUAUCAGCAACCUGUAUUUGGAACA